AACAUUGCGCUCAGCCGGCGGAGCUGCAGAAUGAACUUCCCGGACGUCUUCUGGUCGUUCCUGGCUUCGUGUUUCUUCGCCGCUUUCUGCGCGCACAAACUGUCGACGCACCUGCCGAGGAGACACGUCACGGGGCGCGCGCACGUUUUAUUUCAGGACCUCAUUCGUUACGGAAAAACCAAACAGCGCGUGCAACGGGAAUCCUGCGUGCGCGCGUUCGACGUCCCGAAGAGGUGGUUCUGGCACUUCUACGCGAUCUCAGUAGUCUGGAACGGUCUUCUUCUGGGUUUGUACCUGAACGCCACAUUUCAACAUCAGUCGUACCCGUCAUGGCUGACUGGAUUAUUAGACAUUCUGACGGAUGCACCAGCCAGUCAAGUCCCGCAGCUGUCGACCCUGCUGUUGCUGGUGCUGCUGUGCGUCCACUCCCUCCGGAGGCUGCUGGAGUGCCUGCUGGUCAGCGUCUUCUCUGACGGAGCCCUUAAUUUGAUGCAGUACGCGUUCGGCGUGUUCUACUACGUCGCCCUGGGCCUGACGGUGCUCUGCUCCGACCGUCUGGGAAGAGGGACUGGACCCCUCCUCUCUCAGCUGCACUGGUCUCAUGUGGCCGGAGGCACACUUUUCAUCGGGGCCUCCGUGAUGCAGCACCAGUCCACGGUCCUGCUGGCCGGGCUUCGCACGGGGAAGUCGGGAGCGGUGGAGACGCUGGCCCACGCGGUGCCAAAGGGCGGCUGGUUCGAGCUGGUGUCCUGCCCGCACUACCUGGCCGAGCUGUUGAUCUACGUGUCCCUGAGUCUGGUGGUCGGAGGCCUGUCGCUCACCUGGUGGCUCGUGGUCCUGUACGUGCUGUUCAACCAGGCGCUGGCAGCGCAGCUGUGCCACGACCUCUACGUCAGCAAGUACGAGUCGUACCCGAGGCACAGGAAAGCCUUCAUACCGUUUGUGCUGUGAGCACGCUUGUUGUUGUUGUUGUUGUUGUUUUGUGGAACUGUAAAAUCCAAGAACAAAAAACAAAAUGUCUGAAGGUGUGCUCUCAACCCAGUGUGAUUGUGAGGCUGCAGAAACAAUCCACAGCUCUCCAGGUGAGAGGUACGUGUAUGUAAUAAUAGCAACACAUUUUCUCUAUGAUAACAUAUCAAUUUAUCUUGUGAUAUUACACAAGAAAUGUUAUGUUUAUGAAAUAAGGCAGUUUUUUGAGGUGACUGAAUAUUUUUCAACAUGAAGCACAACGUGCCGGCUUAUCUUGUAUAACAAGCAGGUUUUGUUCAAAUAAGUGGUUGUGUCACAAUAACCAGAAAGAGAUAUAUAUUGUGACACAAGUUAUUUAGUUGGAACAAUAAAUAAAUGAAUCCAUGUGAGAAACUGGGCUUCUGUUCUCAUGUCUGCAACAACAAUAUCCUGCUGUUUUUUCAUGAAUAUUAGGAAGUUGUUUUGUGAUGCAUGUUAACGAACCACGAUAUGAUACCAUUUUUGUUAUUAAAUACUUCACUUCUACCC
Molecule: messenger RNA, 1497 nt
Organism: Cyclopterus lumpus (lumpfish)
Lineage: Eukaryota; Metazoa; Chordata; Actinopteri; Perciformes; Cyclopteridae
Gene: srd5a3
Product: steroid 5 alpha-reductase 3
Exons: 5
Coding region: 31-951 (306 amino acids)
Biological process (GO): dolichol-linked oligosaccharide biosynthetic process; polyprenol catabolic process
Cellular component (GO): endoplasmic reticulum
Molecular function (GO): 3-oxo-5-alpha-steroid 4-dehydrogenase activity
Source: RefSeq, a predicted model, not a curated record